Pseudoliparis swirei is the source of this 1850-nucleotide messenger RNA. It is a transcript of the gene wipi1, whose product is annotated as WD repeat domain, phosphoinositide interacting 1. The record is from RefSeq and is a predicted model, not a curated record. Bases 248 to 1642 code for a protein of 464 amino acids. Gene Ontology annotation, molecular function: phosphatidylinositol-3,5-bisphosphate binding; protein binding; phosphatidylinositol-3-phosphate binding. The transcript has 14 exons. Gene Ontology annotation, cellular component: extrinsic component of membrane; cytosol; phagophore assembly site membrane. NCBI's taxonomy places the organism in Eukaryota, Metazoa, Chordata, Actinopteri, Perciformes, Liparidae. Gene Ontology annotation, biological process: protein localization to phagophore assembly site; protein lipidation; autophagy of mitochondrion.
GUUCUUGUUUUGCUUCUGGUCCCGUCUGUUGCUCCGGGUUCUGGAUAACCGACCUCCUGCCUCCCGGCAGAGGACCUGAACGCCCGCCCCCCGCGGAGCUUGGAGCUCCGAGCUCACCUGAACGUCACGCGGGGCACGUUUCUUCCACAUUGGAUCCGUCUUCCGCCGACAUCGAGCGAAGAGGUGCAGCCGAUCCCAGGCCUCCGAUCCAGGGCGGGGGGAGGGCGGGAGGACGCCGGGCACUGGGAUGGAGACCGGAGAGGGGUCCGGUGUGUCCAGUGGGCCCGGCGGGCCGGAUGGACCCGGGCCGCGGGCCGGCUGCGCCUCCUUCAACCAAGACUCCACGUCUCUGGCUGUGGGGAUGCAGACGGGCUACAAGCUGUUCUCUCUGACCGCCGUGGAGACGCUGGACUGUGUCCAUGAGAGCGAGAGUCCAGAGGUGUACAUCGUGGAGCGUCUGUUCUCCAGCAGCCUGGUGGUGGUGGUGAGCGUCUCCACGCCGCGCCGCAUGGACAUCUACCACUUCAAGAAGGGCACGGAGAUCUGCAGCCACAGCUACCCCGAGCACGUCCUGUCCGUCAAGCUCAACCGACAGAGGCUGGUGGUCUGCCUGGAUGAAUCCAUCUACAUCCACAACAUCAAAGACAUGAAGCUGCUCAAGACUCUGCUCAGCACGCCGUCCAACCCCUCAGGUCUCUGUGCUCUCUCCAUCAACCACUCCAACUCCUACCUGGCGUACCCCGGCAGCGCCACCGUCGGGGAGAUCGUGGUGUACGAUGCCAACAACCUGAACACCGUGACCAUGAUCCCGGCUCACGACAGUCCUCUGGCGGCGCUCGCCUUCAACGCCUCGGCCACCAGACUCGCCAGCGCCUCUGAGAGGGGCACCGUGAUCCGAGUGUUCUCCGUACCCGAGGGCCUGCGUCUGUUUGAGUUCCGCCGGGGCAUGAAGAGGUAUGUCAGUAUCAGCUCUCUGUCCUUCAGCCCAGACGGACUCUUCCUCUGUGCGUCCAGCAACACAGAGACAGUACACAUCUUUAAACUGGAGCAGCUGGGGCCAAGGUGCUCUGUGUGCAGCGGGGGGGACGAGGCCUCCAGCUGGACGGCCUACGUGGGGAAGAUGUUGUUGGCGGCCAGCAGCUACCUGCCCGCCCAGGUGUCCGGCAUGAUGAGCCAGGACCGCGCCUUCGCCACCGUCCACCUGGGGGCGUCGGCCCAGAGGAACAUCUGCAGCCUGGCCAUCAUCCAGAAGCUUCCACGGCUGCUGGUGGCCACGGCCGACGGCCAGCUGCUCAUCUACAACGUGGACCCCCUGGAGGGGGGCGAGUGCACGGCGGCACACACACACAGGCUUUUCGGUGCCGGUGGUGAUCAGGGUGAAGGAUCGGAGGCAGAGGGGUCAGAGGUCACAGGGCCAGAACAGGCCUGUCCAUCCUACGCUGCGACCGCUGCCUUACCGGCCUCGGGCCCCGUCACGGCAACCCUCACCGGCUACUCUGAAGACGGCGGAGCAAAGAGGGGCGAGGUCAUCCCGGAGCACGAGCUGGCCGCCGGUCCCGUGUGUCUGGAUGACGAGAACGAGUUUCCUCCUAUUAAUUGGUGCCGAGACGGGACCGGAGGAGGCCCGGCCCGGCGCUGCUGAGGGUGGAGGACAGACGGGCAGACGAACGGGUAGGCAGACAGAACCUCAGAACCUACUCCAGCUUCUCGUCUCACAUCCUGACUGUUGAGGACGUAUCUCAGUCGUCCGGUUCAGGAACACGACCUCGACCUCCACCCCGACCUCGACCUCCACCUCAACCUCCACCUCGACCUCGGGCUCAACGGCAUUAAACUUGACACACAUUUGA